AUGACUCAGAAAGCAGUGCCUUUGGUUGUUGGGUACUUUGACACAAGCACUGCAGAGUUCAUGGGUGGAUCUGGUUCAGGCCAUCAUCUCAGUGAAAAUCAUUUGAAGCACUGGGUGGUGCAACUGCAAUAUUUAUCUUUCCUUUCAGUUAGUCACAAUAAGCUAACUAAUAUCACUGCCACAAUCAAAAUUUUGAUGCAUUGCAACAGUCUCGAGGUUGCCAUCCUUGGAAACAAAUUUUUGAAAGAGUCCAUGCCAAAUAAUGUUAGUAUGAUUGAUACAGAUGGAUUUCAAAAUCUCCGAUUCUUGGGUCUUUCGUUCUAUUCCCGAUUGGUUGUCAGCCCUCCAAGACUCAGCGUUAUAUUGUUGCAGGAUAACCUCUUGUCAGGUUACUCUGAUCUUAGCCAUAACAAGUUGACAGGCACCAUUCCAACCCAAAUAUUAGAGCUCACAGACUUGGAAUAUUUGGAUCUAUCUGAAAAUCAUUUGUAUGGUGAAAUACCAGUAUCAUUAAUUAGCUUGCAUUUCCUACGUCAAUUUAGCAUAGCAAACAAUAAUCUCCAUGGAGCAAUACCAGUAGGCACUCCAACUCCAGACUUUUGAUGCCUCUGCAUUUGAGGGCAAUCUAGGACUUUGUGGAAACCCACUUCCUCCAUGUAGCCAUCUUACAAGUAGCAAACAAGACGAGAACAUUCAAGAGGAGGAAGAUAGACAUACAAUUCCAUGGUUUCAUGUUACUGUGGUGCUUGGCUUCGUUAUAGGAUUUUGGGGAGUGUGUGGUCCUUUAGUUUUAAAUCAAAAAUGGAGAGUUGCAUAUUUUCGAUUCCUCGAUCAGCUAAAAGAUAGGUUCUAUGAGAAACUAGAAGUGUUUUGGUCAGAUUGAUCAAUGAAAGGAUAUAAGUGUAUGGUCUUGAUCUUCUUUGAAUUUAGUUUGUUGUCAGUUUAAAAUCUCAAGUUCCACUUUGAUUGCUUUA
Molecule: messenger RNA, 974 nt
Organism: Carya illinoinensis
Lineage: Eukaryota; Viridiplantae; Streptophyta; Magnoliopsida; Fagales; Juglandaceae
Product: receptor-like protein 3
Exons: 5
Coding region: 1-603 (200 amino acids)
Molecular function (GO): protein binding
Source: RefSeq, a predicted model, not a curated record